Messenger RNA from Paramecium primaurelia, 652 nucleotides. The record is from the annotation of a GenBank genome assembly. Lineage: Eukaryota; Ciliophora; Oligohymenophorea; Peniculida; Parameciidae.
AUGAUCGUUAAUAACUAUUGUUUGUCAAUGAAUUGCAUAAUAGCCCCUUUAAAUGGAUGUGGAGGAUUAUAUUUAGGAAAUUUGGAUGCUGCUAAAGAUUCUUAAUUGUUAAUACAAUAUAAUAUAGGAGCAGUCUUAUAAGUUCUUGAUUAAUCAGUUCCAGUUAAAGGAGCAUAAAAAUUGGUAUUGAAUAAUUUCUAUCGUUGAGUGGAUUAUGGCAGAAGAUUCUGAAGAGUUUCCACUUAAUAAAUACUUUGAACAAGCAAUUAAAUUUAUAGAAAAUUAAACUAAAAAAACUAAUGUUCUUGUUCAUUGUUAUGCAGGUAUCUCUCGAUCUGCUGCUAUUGUAGCUGCCUAUCUUAUGUAAAAAUAUGAUUGGACAAUGAAUUAAGCUAUAAUACAUUUACAAUAAAAAAGAAGAAUAGUAAAUCCUAAUCCAGGAUUCAUAAUAUAACUUUAAGAUUUUUAAUAGAAGUUAAGUCAUAAUAAUCAAGAAUCUAAUCUAUCAUAAAAAAACAUUAAACAUGAUUAUCAAAAUGAUUAAUAGUAAAAAAUAAAUUCUCCAUUGCAUAAAUUAUCUCGAUUGGAUGAAUUUAAUAAUAAAUUAGAUUAAUUUAGAAAUUAAUUGAGAAACAAACAAAAAGCAUUUUGA